GUAUCGAAUGGCCGGAUAUUCCGGACGAGAUGAGCUAUGAAGCAUACGAUCUAAUUAACCAAUUGCUCAACCGUACCCCAACUGCCCGUCCGAGUUUAGGGCAAAUGAAGCAACACCCCUUCUUCCAUGACAUACAGUGGGAUAAGUUGCUGCUUUCUCCCGGCCCGUUUAUACCCAGCCCCGGGGACGGUGAAGAUACGAAGUACUUCUGUGUUCGUGAAGGUGAGGCGUCUGGCGCGGGGGAUCAACCCACGCGGUACUCUAUGGUAGACAACGCCCCAAGCACACCUCAAGAAGACACCGAUGUGAACGACGAUAAGAUGGAAGUCGACGACAUCGCAGAAGUGGCUAACAUUGAUGCCGGCAUUUUCAACUCGUUUGAUGAGAAGGUUGCCCAUAACCUACAAGGCAUGAACGGGCAAAUGGUGAAACACAUACGGCAACGUCGUGCACAGUCCUUGGCUUCGGUCAAGAACCGCAACAUCAAGGAAGACGACGCCAACCCAUCCCACAUCACUUCGGUCAAGAGAACUGUAUCCUCCCAGCAUCCGGGAAUGAAGAUGCCGGUUCUACCAGAUUACGGGUUAUAGUGUGUGCAAUGGUCUGUAGGUUUGCAGACUAUCAGGCACUCACCGGCUGUACCCCGUAUCUCAGCGUACGCGCCUAUAGUUCAUAGCACGCGGUGUGUUCAUGCAAAACACACUAUACAGAGAAGGCUCACAACCCGUGCGACAGAGACGUAUGAUCUGUGGCCAGGCCACGUGUGCGUGUGUGACUAUAACUUGUCCACGGUAAUAGCUAGCAUAUGCAGUAUACGCCCUACAAUGUAAGGUAGCUGGGGAGAUCUUUAAUACUUCGGUGAAUGUCGGCCCCCGGCUUCGAAGUACAUCACAUCCGCAUCUGUAAACCUGGCUGCAAAUACGCUCGCUCUGAAAGCCGAGCGUACGCUUCACGUACCGCCAGGAUGUUUGCAAUCGAUUAUUCAGCACAGGCUCAGACCUACUGAACCCAUUACCAUGUACGGUCGAAUCCGUGCUGGUUACGGAAUCGUACCUGUUAGGGUGUACAUGUCAGAAUAUAUUUAUGCAAUUCAGAGUGGCGGCUAGGGUCGCUGUGCAGAGUCAAAGAAUUGUUGACUACAGGAUAAAAAAUUAGGAAGUGAAUAAGC
Molecule: messenger RNA, 1168 nt
Organism: Sphaeroforma arctica JP610
Lineage: Eukaryota; Ichthyosporea; Ichthyophonida
Exons: 4
Coding region: 30-590 (186 amino acids)
Biological process (GO): peptidyl-serine phosphorylation; intracellular signal transduction
Molecular function (GO): protein serine/threonine kinase activity
Source: RefSeq, a predicted model, not a curated record